This is a messenger RNA of Rhododendron vialii, 1518 nucleotides long. Its product is annotated as alcohol dehydrogenase 3. Gene Ontology annotation, biological process: formaldehyde catabolic process. The record is from RefSeq and is a predicted model, not a curated record. Gene Ontology annotation, molecular function: S-(hydroxymethyl)glutathione dehydrogenase [NAD(P)+] activity; zinc ion binding. The coding region runs from base 170 to 1312 and encodes 380 amino acids. The transcript has 10 exons. Gene Ontology annotation, cellular component: cytosol. Lineage: Eukaryota; Viridiplantae; Streptophyta; Magnoliopsida; Ericales; Ericaceae.
UUAAAUAAUACUCCAAGUGAAGUCCAUACAAACAACUUCUCAAAGACUAUAAAUACCUCAGAGUGGUAGUCUCUUGGCAUUCUCACUCACACAAAAAACAACUUGAAAGAGUUGAAAGCCUGCCUCUGUUUUCAGUUUUUCCAGUAGAGAAAAAGAAAAAAAGGAAGAGAUGUCGAACACUGUUGGUCAAGUCAUACGUUGCAAAGCUGCUGUGGCAUGGGAAGCAGGGAAGCCACUGGUGAUGGAAGAAGUGGAGGUGGCGCCGCCGCAGAAGAUGGAGGUUCGUGUGAAGAUCCUCUUCACCUCUCUCUGCCACACCGAUGUUUACUUUUGGGAAGCCAAGGGUCAGAACCCUUUGUUUCCUCGAAUCCUUGGGCAUGAGGCCGGAGGGAUUGUGGAGAGUGUUGGAGAGGGAGUGACAGAGCUUGUGCCGGGAGACCAUGUGCUUCCAGUGUUCACUGGGGAAUGCAAAGAAUGUGCUCACUGUAAGUCUGAAGAGAGCAACAUGUGUGAUCUCCUCAGGAUUAACACGGAUAGGGGAGUGAUGAUCCAUGAUGGGAAAUCAAGAUUCUCUAAAGACGGAAAGCCCAUUUACCAUUUUGUCGGAACAUCCACCUUCAGCGAGUACACGGUGGUACAUGUUGGUUGUCUUGCCAAGAUAAACCCGCUUGCUCCUCUUGACAAAGUUUGUGUUCUUAGCUGUGGUAUCUCAACAGGCUUUGGUGCCACUGUGAACGUUGCCAAACCAAGAAAGGGCUCAACUGUGGCUGUUUUCGGAUUGGGAGCAGUAGGCCUAGCAGCUGCAGAAGGAGCUAGAGUUUCAGGUGCUUCGAGGAUUAUUGGUGUGGAUUUGAAUCCAAACAGAUUUGAGCAAGCAAAGCAGUUUGGUGUGACCGAGUUUGUGAACCCUAAAGACUAUAACAAGCCUGUUCAGGAGGUGAUUGCUGAGAUGACUGAUGGAGGAGUCGACAGAAGCGUCGAAUGCACUGGACACGUUGAUGCCAUGAUCUCAGCAUUCGAAUGCGUCCAUGAUGGCUGGGGAGUUGCUGUUCUGGUGGGAGUCCCCCACAAAGAUGCUGUAUUCAAGACUCACCCUAUGAAUUUUCUAAACGAAAGGACACUAAAGGGAACCUUCUUUGGUAACUACAAACCCCGAUCAGACAUUCCUGCUGUCAUAGAAAAAUACAUGAACAAGGAGCUUGAACUGGAGAAGUUCAUCACUCAUCAAGUCCCAUUCUCGGAGAUCAACAAAGCCUUUGAUUACAUGCUCAAAGGGGAAAGCAUUCGAUGCAUCAUCCGGAUGGAGGAUUAGAAUGAAGGGAAUCACGUGGUCGUAUCCGGUGCAGUAUAGUUUUCCAUCUGUCAUGAAAUGAUCAUAGAAAAACUCAGUCUUGUUGUUUGUCUGGCUAUAAGUUUAAGAUGCUCAGUCUUCUGAGCAUAGCACUUUUUUGUGUUAACUUCACUUCUGUUUAUUACAACACUACUCUGUUCAAGUAAUAGAAGAGUGUGCAUAAUCUA